UGCUGCUGCUGACGGACGACCAAAAAAAAAAAACAACAUCAACGGAGAGCAAGCAAGAAGCAAAGCAAGGACCCAACAGGCAAAGACAACGAACAAGGAGAGGCAUGAGUGGACGUGACAAGGACAAUGCUGCCGACAGCGGCAAGGGCAAGGGCGCCCGUGUUGGCGGUGUGGUCUGGGAUCCCCUUCCAGCGGGUUUGGCCACGGCCUUCUUCAGCGUCGCUCCGCUUGCUUCGUUUGCGCUUCCAACGUUUGGUUGGACGGUCCCGGGUGCCAUCGCUGCUGCAGCGGCCGUCCCCUUGGUCGCCCUCUCUUCCCAUUCCUAUGUCGUCGCGUCUUGCGUGUCCACCAUCUUGGGUUGUGUUUGCUCCGUGGGAUUGAACCUUGCGACGGCAGAUUACAGCUUUCAAGAGCGCAACUUUGCAGAUGCCGGGGCGUUUCUUGUGUCCUUGUCUGUCUUCCAUUGCUCAGAGUACAUCAUGACCGCACUUUACAACCAGCACGUCCUCUCCUUUGAUUCCUUCCUCCUGAACCAUUCUCGGGAGUACCAUGCCGCCCUAGCAGCUGCUGCUGUUGAGUACAGUCUUCGAUCCUACUUUGUGCCGUGGCUUCACUUUCGGCCUCUCUUCUACACGGGCCUUGCCAUGGCCGUGGUUGGCGACGUGGCGCGGAAGCUGGCGAUGAUGACGGCGGCUUCAAAUUUCAAGCACAUCAUUGCCACUGAACGGGAUGAAACACACAAGCUCGUCACGCACGGCAUUUAUGGCUGGUGUCGCCACCCUUCGUACUUUGGCUGGUCGCUGUGGGCGGUUGGAACACAAGUGCUGCUCUCGAACAUCCUCUGCACUGGGGCGUAUGCGUACGCGGCCAUCUCCUUCUUCCGGGAUCGCAUUGAGUUUGAGGAGGCGUAUCUGCUGCGCUUCUUCGGCAACGACUAUGCCCGCUAUCGCGCCACCACUUGGAGCGGUGUGCCCACGGUGCCAUAAACCACAACAGACGA
Salpingoeca rosetta is the source of this 1000-nucleotide messenger RNA. RefSeq lists its product as uncharacterized. Gene Ontology annotation, molecular function: protein C-terminal S-isoprenylcysteine carboxyl O-methyltransferase activity. Lineage: Eukaryota; Choanoflagellata; Craspedida; Salpingoecidae. The record is from RefSeq and is a predicted model, not a curated record. The transcript has 7 exons. Gene Ontology annotation, cellular component: membrane; endoplasmic reticulum. Gene Ontology annotation, biological process: C-terminal protein methylation. The coding region runs from base 105 to 986 and encodes 293 amino acids.